Molecule: messenger RNA, 629 nt
Organism: Sphaerodactylus townsendi
Lineage: Eukaryota; Metazoa; Chordata; Lepidosauria; Squamata; Sphaerodactylidae
Gene: GTF2H5
Product: general transcription factor IIH subunit 5
Exons: 3
Coding region: 171-386 (71 amino acids)
Biological process (GO): transcription by RNA polymerase II; nucleotide-excision repair; nucleotide-excision repair, preincision complex assembly
Cellular component (GO): transcription factor TFIIH holo complex; transcription factor TFIIH core complex
Source: RefSeq, a predicted model, not a curated record
CAGAGCUUCAGCCAAUCCGAUGGCGAGUUAAGUGGCGCGUGUCCAGUUGCAGGGGCUGUCUUGGUCUCGGCGUUCAGUCUGCGGUUACCGCUUCCGGAGACUUGGGCGAAGUGGCAGUCCUUUCGUUGUCGAGGCAACGACGCUCUCCAGGUUUUGAUACUGUUGAGAGGAUGGUGAAUGUCUUGAAAGGAAUACUUAUAGAAUGUGACCCAGCUAUGAAGCAGUUCCUGCUGUACUUGGAUGAGUCCAAUGCCCUGGGGAAGAAAUUUAUCAUACAAGACUUGGAUGAAACACAUGUCUUUGUAUUAGCUGAGAUGGUUAACUGCCUUCAGGAGAGAGUGGGAGAGUUAAUGGACCAAAACUCUUUCCCCAUUACACAGAAAUAGAGAGUGAAACUGGGGCUGUCCUUGUCAAAUUGCAGUCUUGUAGAUGUGGAGCUGACAGCCCCUGCAUAUUUUUCUGUCACUGAUUUGGAGGAGAUUGAGUUGACACAGUCACUGUGAUAAUUGAACUGUUUAUUUAAAUUAAAUUGUCAUGAAUUCACUUUGUUUUCAGUGUGAGAGAUAUUGACCAUACUUCCAAACAAUGAUUUUUGAUGGCAGCCAAUAAAAGGAUAUUAUCACACAUUA